UAUUGUCAGUCUCGGCAGCUCGGCACAAGGGCAGGACCGCAUCCCGGAGCUGCGUGAAGCAGCUAGCUCUUUAUUCAGACUUAACCAUUUCUUAUUUGGUUAAUACACCAAAGAGAGCAUCUCGGAGCUUUGCUAUCGAGGUUACUCCACAGCCUCAGCUGGAAAUCUGAGUCUGAAUCGGGAGGAAAGACAUCUCAGAGAGGCUGCCGACACCACGGAGAAAGUGACGGACGGAGCAGAGCCUGAUCACCGGGAUUUUUUUUUAUUUUUUAUUUUUUUAUUUACAUCGCAUCGCAUCAGUUUAGGAUAUAUCAGGCAGCUGCUUUGGCCCAGCCUUGAUUUCUUUCAGGGUACCUUCACACAAUAUUGCCUAGAUAAUAUUACUGACAUUUGCAUGAUACAUUUCACAUAAGGUCGUUUAUAGUGAGCAGGCGGACCACUUUAAACCCAUGCGUAACAGCGGAGGAUUUUGGAAUACUGCGUAGCAGUUCAACCACCCAGUCUUUCGAUUAAGAGCUCUUGUUAUUUGGAAAUAUCUACAAGCGAAAAGAGGAGCACCCAGGACCUUUUACUUUGUUCCGGAGGCUAAACGUUGCAAACCCGAAGCGCACUCGGUGCGCAAUCCUACAGAGGACGCUCCUGAAAUUGCCGACCUGCGCUUUUGCCCUCGACAAAAAUUGGCAGCCGAGUCGAGAAAAAAGGCAAAGCUUAUUAACUUUGCAUGCUAGAAGCUAGAGUGUGGAAUCUAAUUCGCAGGGUUACCGGUAUAUUUGCAUACCAUCGGAAGAGGAUAAACUUAAUCAGCAUUUGACAUCGACAAAGCGGCUGCUGGAUUUUGGAGAACAGAAUGAAUCCUUUUUAAUUUGGACCACAGAAGUAUUAGGCAGAUUGCUCAGUGAGUGCUACAAUCUGCAUGGAGUUCUAGUCUGCACUACGGAGCAAUUUAUGGUUGGCCGCAGAACUCCCCCGGCUGUAGUACUGUGCCCACCUCACCAUGCUGGCCUGUCUGCAGAGGAGGCAAAACCCUCCACCCCAGCACCCGGUGUGUGCCAGCAAGACCCUGGAACCACCGCAAGCCCUUGGACGGAAAUGUGAGCUUUUGGUGCCCACGCAUUCCCCACGCUACCCUACUGCAGCGGAACUUGAUGCCUAUGCUCAGAAGACGGCCAAUAGCCCUCUGUCCAUCAAGAUCUUCCCCACCAACAUCAGGGUUCCCCAGCACAAGCACCUUAACCGGACUGUGAAUGGAUAUGACACCACAGGGCAACGCUACAGUCCCUACCCACAUCUCCACACGGGGGGCUACCAGGGCCUGCUCGCCAUUGUCAAGGCUUCCUCCUCCUCGUCAUCGUCAACAUCCACCUUUGUCCCUUCGAAAGGUGUUCUCAAGAACUCUGAAGGCAGACGGACUAAGCUCUCUCCGGCCCACAUAGCUGUUGCCCCGUACCCACCCCCUAGUAGUAGCACUUUAGCCAGUGGCCAUGGCCAAAUGGUAUACCACACUGGGCCCUCGAAGCCUCCGGAAGGCCCCGGACUGUCAGUUCCCCCAAAUGUCACUGUAGCUGGCUCAGUGAUUCCUGUAACAGGGGGCCGAGGCCUGGCCCUGCCCGCACAGUCCAACCUCCCCUCCAUCCAGAGCAUCAUCUACCAGAUCAACCAGCAUUGCCAGGCCCAGGCUCUGCAGCAGGUGUGUCAGGGGGCUGCCACUGCGCCAUCAAAUUCCAGCCCUUCCAAGCAGGGAACAACUGUCAUGGGGGUCUCCUCUAGCUCCUCAGGUGGAGGCUAUGUGGUAGGAAUGGCUCCCCAGGCUAACAUUGUAUAUACGGGGCCAGGGCUGCCAGCUCAGAAUGCCGAGGUGAUGAAAAACGGAGUGUACGCAGACGGUAUGGACUAUAUCCUUUGGCAAAAGCAGCAGCAACAACAGCAGCAGCAGCAGCAGCAACAGGCUGUCCUCCGCAUGUACAGUGGAGGUAGCGGAGGAGGGGGUGCCAUCAGCAAGUCCCCCGAAACUUGUGUUCCAGGGGGAGGGAUUAUGGCCACCCAAGUGUCCUCCUCUUCCUCCAGACCUUACCACCUGACAGCUAGUGCAAGUGGAGGAGGUGUGCUGGACAAAGUCAGCUCCUCCCCUUUGAACUGCGUGGGUAUGCACGGAAAUUUCUCAGUGGGUCAAUACUUUGCCCCGCCGUGGAACAGUGUGCUGGUGACACCCGACAGUGACUGCUACAACCCCCAGGAGCUUUUGGGCACCUCCACAGGAGGGCCAGCCACGGGGCACAGAGAGAUGGGCUACCCCCACCACCAUCACCAUUACCACCACCAUCAUCACCACCCCGCUAUAGACAGCGGGGGAGGCUUGUGCUGCAGCCUGCCCAGCAAGAGCUUGUGCAACACGUCCGUGCUGAGCAGCAGCUUGCAGUCUCUGGAGUACCUGAUCAACGACAUCCACCCACCCUGCAUCAAGGAGCAGAUGCUUGGCAAAGGCUACGAGACUGUUUCUGUGCCACGUCUGUUAGACCACCAGCAUGCACACAUCCGCCUCCCUGUUUACAGAUAGAGGGGGGGAAGAAGAGGAGGAAAAGAGUUGUGAAUUUGUGAAGAAAAUCAAAGUUAAACAACUAAGAUGUUUUUUGGGGUACAGAGUUGUUACGAGUGGCACUGCUUUAACUAGUGAGAGAGCUUAGACAAGGGCAGUUGUUGUGCUGUUUGACCCUAGGUUUGGUGGUUUCAAGACAGGCUAUGGGAAUCCCAAAUAUGAAAGGUGGUAGUCAUUGCCAGUGGGAGAGAAAAGGGAUUUCAAGAUUCUCCAGAUGUUCCAUUGUGUGGUUUGCCAAUAGGAAUUUUGGAUUGACUUAUUUUUUUUCCUCAGUUUCGUUUUUAUUUUAUUUUUUUGUUUAUUUGCAUUUUUUGAUGAGAAUCAUAGCUUGACAUGAAGUGCAUAUGCCACUUGUAUCCCCCUUCCAAAUACUAAGGAUGAAGCUACUGUGUAGGUUGUCACUGAAAUGGUCUUAAAAGGGCCAAAAUUUAGGGCUGCUCUCAAAAUCCAAAACUCUGUAACAGUGCUACACAUAAACACACACAUAGACAUGCAGAUACAAACUGUACUGGUACAUGAGAAGAUUAUAGGCAGUGUUCGGGUGUUAUGUACAAGGAUCAUAAGGCUGAAUUUAAAGGAUAGUACAACAUUAGUUAUUAUUGCUGUUAUAAUUGAUACAUAAAUUGCACUGCUUGAAUCUUGUUAACUUUGAAGUUUGGAAUUGGGUAGUUUGGAGAUGAUAUAUUUAAGAAACUUGAAAAACUUGAACCUAUUUUUUGUUGUUUUAUAUAUUUGUAGGUAUAUUAUAUGCAUUGGCUGCUAUGGGGAAAAGUGUCUCAAAUGCUUUUUUUUUUUCUUUUUUUUCUCCACUUUUGUUUUUAUGAUUUAAUAAUUCUUCCUCAAGCUGAUGUGCAGUUUCUUAUGUCCUGGUGUGAGGCAUACAGUCGCUGCUUUGGUUCUGUAAGAACCUGGUCGGAGAGUUCUGUUUUUUUCCUAACCAACACUGGAAUCUACAAUAAAUCUUGAAAUACUUAUUUAAAAAGAAAAUGUUGCAAAAAAAAAAAAAACAAGAAAAAGAAAUGUUACAAUGAAGAAUGUGAUUGGGGGGUUA
Lates calcarifer (barramundi perch) is the source of this 3644-nucleotide messenger RNA. RefSeq names its product family with sequence similarity 222 member Aa (gene fam222aa). The transcript has 3 exons. Bases 995 to 2554 code for a protein of 519 amino acids. The record is from RefSeq and is a predicted model, not a curated record. NCBI's taxonomy places the organism in Eukaryota, Metazoa, Chordata, Actinopteri, Centropomidae.